This is a messenger RNA of Mollisia scopiformis, 1221 nucleotides long. RefSeq lists its product as uncharacterized. The coding region runs from base 1 to 1221 and encodes 406 amino acids. The record is from RefSeq and is a predicted model, not a curated record. The transcript has a single exon. NCBI's taxonomy places the organism in Eukaryota, Fungi, Ascomycota, Leotiomycetes, Helotiales, Mollisiaceae.
AUGUCUUUCUAUCCUCUACUUUAUUUUGGCGUCGAGCUGGAACUCAACGUCGCUUACAUUUACCCAAAUGAAGUGAUCGAAGACAUCACAGAACUUAAGCCAUCCUCUUUCAGGCCAACGGAAUCCAUGAUCGACCAAGCUUCAGCCUAUCUUUUCCGAAACAAAAUUUCCUACGCGAAGCUUUUCAACGAAAAGAAUUUCAGCGAUGAAAUUCUCCGAAUUGAAGUCAUGAAACGCACCAUCUACCAAUCUAUACGAGACGACCUUCGCGCAGCGGGACUACCAAUCAAUCAAACUCCAGCCCAGGUGUCCCCUGUUUUGGUUGACGUCUCAAAGUGGGACAUUGAAGGUGAUACCAGUAUCAGUCCGCCCAAUAACAAAUACCACUGGCUCGGUGUUGAACUAAAAUCUCCUGCUUACGACUUCACACCGGAGAAUCUUGCAGCUGUUCAAAAGGUAUGUAAAAUCUUAACCACGAAGUAUUUGACGAACACCAAUGAAAGCACAGGUCUACAUGUGCAUGUCUCAUUUGGAACUGACAUUAGAUGGAGACUCAGAAGCGUGAAGCAAGCCAUGAUGUUCUUCUGGGCCUUCCAUCACCAAUUCGAUACACUUCAUCCAGCUAACAGACAGGGCGAUUCUCAAUACACGCAGAGCAUGAGGGGAUAUUCUUCUAUGUCAGCCAAUCAUCUCACACAGACCGGACAUCGUAUCACAGCAUACGAAGGUUGCAAGCUGCUAGAGAAACAUGAGGAUAUGGAAGCAUUGGUAAGAGCUGUAUGCGAGGAAGGAACUGUCCCCAAUCGAUACAUGGCGUACAACGUCAAGCCCAUCUUCAACCUCCUGCGGCCUGACUUGUCGAGCGAAACUCCGAAGACCACAAUCGAGUUUCGACAGCAUGAGGGGACGUUAGAUGGAGAACGUGUGACUCAGUGGGUAAAGUUACUUUGCGGAGUCAUCAGGUGGAUCGAGAUAGUGGAGCCGUCUAGUCUCAUGAACUUAAUGAGGUUAACGAAGCAUGAGACAUGGAGCAAGACUGGUGAUAAAGCUCAAGAUGAUCUGAACGAGAGUAAGUUCGGUCCUGUGCUCGCAGAAGGACCAUUCAUGAUCACAGAUCUGCUCGAACAUAUGAGCUUACAAGAAUCAGCGGAUUUUUAUCGACGUAGGCUGUAUGAAGUUAGUGGUGGAGUAUCUGAGGACCAAGAAUUUGUGCAAGUAUAA